GGCUUCCGGGUCAACAUGGCGGCCGUGUGGCUGCUGCUGCGCGCUCUCCGCCCGGGUCCGGGACCGGGUCCGGGACCGGGUCUGGGGCGGCUGCGGUGCCCCUACUCAGGCUGGAGCCCAGACUGCUCCUCCGGGGCCAAGUGGAGGUGGCCGUAUGUCGUCCACAGGCCUCCGAUGGGCCUCGUCGGGCCUGGAGGCCGAGCUCUGCAGAGUUUCCAGUUGCGACUGCUAACCCCUGCCUUUGAAGGAAUCAGCAGAUUGUUGGUGAAACAGCACAUUGUACAGAAUCCAGUCGGACUCUGGAAACUUCUAGGAGGCACUUACUAUUUUAACACUUCAAGGAGGAAGCAGAAGACCAAGGACAAUGAUAAAGCCAAGGGGCGGAGCCCUGAGGAUGACGAAGAGGAGCGCCGGCGCCGGGAGCGCGAGGACCAGAUGUACCGAGAGCGGCUGCGCACUCUCUUCGUCAUCGCAGUGAUCAUGAGUCUGCUCAAUGCGCUGGGCUCCAGCGGAGGCAACAUCUCCUGGAAUGACUUCGUGCACGAGAUGCUGGCCAAGGGCGAGGUGCAGCGGGUGCAGGUGGUGCCCGAGAGCGACGUGGUGGAGGUGUACCUGCAUCCCGGUGCCGUGGUGUUCGGGCGGCCUCGGCUGGCGCUGAUGUACCGAAUGCAGGUGGCAAAUAUCGACAAAUUUGAAGAGAAGCUUCGAGCAGCCGAGGAUGAGCUGAAUAUCGAAGGCAAGGACAGGAUUCCAGUUUCCUACAAGCGGACAGGAUUCUUUGGAAAUGCCCUCUACGCCCUGGGGAUGACGGCCGUGGGCCUGGCCAUCCUGUGGUAUGUUUUCCGUCUGGCUGGGAUGACAGGACGGGAAGGUGGAUUCAGUGCUUUUAAUCAGCUGAAAAUGGCUCGUUUCACAAUUGUGGAUGGCAAGAUGGGGAAAGGAGUCAGCUUCAAAGACGUGGCAGGAAUGCAUGAGGCCAAGUUGGAGGUCAAGGAGUUCGUGGAUUAUUUGAAGAGCCCAGAGCGCUUCCUUCAGCUUGGUGCCAAGGUCCCGAAGGGCGCGCUGCUGCUCGGCCCCCCUGGCUGCGGGAAGACGCUGCUAGCCAAGGCAGUGGCCACGGAGGCCCAGGUGCCCUUCCUGGCGAUGGCUGGCCCGGAAUUCGUGGAGGUCAUUGGAGGCCUCGGUGCAGCCCGUGUGCGGAGCCUCUUCAAGGAAGCCCGGGCCCGGGCCCCCUGCAUCGUGUACAUCGACGAGAUCGAUGCCGUGGGCAAGAAGCGUUCCACCGCCGUGUCCGGCUUCUCCAACACAGAGGAGGAGCAGACACUCAACCAGCUGCUGGUGGAGAUGGACGGAAUGGGUACCACCGACCACGUCAUCGUCCUGGCAGCCACCAACCGGGCUGACAUUUUGGACAAUGCUCUGCUGAGGCCGGGCCGACUGGACCGGCAUGUUUUCAUCGACCUUCCCACGCUGCAGGAACGGAAGGAGAUCUUUGAGCAGCACCUGAAGAGCCUGAAGCUGACGCGAGCCAGCAGCUUUUACUCCCAGCGGCUGGCAGAGCUGACGCCUGGCUUCAGUGGUGCUGACAUCGCCAACAUCUGUAACGAGGCCGCGCUGCACGCGGCGCGGGAGGGGCACACGGCUGUGCACACGUCCAACCUGGACUACGCUGUGGAGCGCGUCGUGGCCGGGACUGCCAAGAAGAGCAAGGUCCUGUCCAAGGAAGAGCAGAAGGUGGUUGCGUUCCACGAGUCGGGCCACGCCCUGGUGGGCUGGCUGCUGGAGCACACGGAGGCUGUGAUGAAGGUGUCCAUCACUCCUCGGACCAAUGCGGCCCUGGGCUUCGCUCAGAUGCUCCCGAGAGACCAGCACCUCUUCACCAGGGAGCAGCUAUUCGAGCGCAUGUGCAUGGCCCUGGGCGGCCGCGCGUCCGAGUCCAUCUCUUUCAACAGGGUCACUUCCGGGGCACAGGACGACCUGCGGAAGGUCACCCGCAUCGCCUACUCCAUGGUGAAGCAGUUUGGGAUGGCGCCCAGCAUUGGGCCUGUCUCCUUCCCUGAGGCCCAAGAGGGUGUCACAGGCAUCGGACGGCGUCCGUUCAGCCAGGGCCUCCAGCAGAUGAUGGACCACGAAGCGAGGCUGCUGGUGGCCACUGCCUAUAGGCACACGGAACAGGUGCUCCGGGACAACAUGGACAAGCUCCAGGCGCUGGCGAGCGCCCUAUUGGAAAAGGAAGUGAUCAACUACGAGGACAUCGAGGCCCUCAUCGGCCCGCCACCCCACGGGCCCAAGAAAAGGAUUGCACCGCAGAAGUGGAGCGACGCCCAGAGGGAGAAGCAGGACUCAGGGGAGGAGGAAGGGGCCUAGCAGCUGCCCCUGCUCUGGGAGGAGCCAUCCUGGCCCCAGUAGGUGCCCCACCCACGCCUCCAUGCUGGUGCUAGCUGGGGGUGCUGGGCAUGCAGUCCUCACCUCUCACUAGUCAAGGCCCCCCAAGAUCUAUUUAUUGACUUCCUUGCCUGGAGGAAUAAAUCUCUGCCGAGAUGGAUGGUUCAUCUGUGUGUGUGGGUUGUCCUCGUGUGGAAAGGCCACCUGUGCUCAUCACAGGUGCGCGUGGAGUGGCCCCGUCUUGCGAGGGAUCUGGACAGUUUCAUGGUUUGAGGCUCCUCCUGGCCCCUGAGACCUGGUCAGGAUACCCCCAGCUCUGCACACGAAGGGCCUCUGAGGCCUUUGCUGCCUAUCCUCUGUGGGGCCCUGUCCUGGGCUCGCUGGUCAGCGGUCAGUCAGGGGCAGGCGCUGGGCCUGGAGGAGUAAGGCAUGGCCACCUCCUGCAGUGUGGACGCGGGCCCCUGGGGGGUGGGGAGGGAAGCCUGUGCUCCUGCGUGGUCAGCUCUGCCCUGAUGGCGUCCUGGAUCAGGGAUCCCACGUCUGCAGGGUGAGAGGUCAGCUGUGCAGGAACUAGCUCCCUUAAGACUGAGCAGCUGCGGGGGGAACAGAUGGACGAGGUGCACUCGGGGCCCUGAGUCCCCUGUGACACGACGUGCUGCUUGUUACUUCCCCUUCUGUGCGCAGCACCUGGAGCCGUCCCCACGCCCAGUGCCCCAGAGAAGCACGGGCAGGGCAGGUGCGGGUGCCUACCCGAGGAGGGGCCCUGGGGGGACACCUUGCCUCUGCCCCGUCCUGUUUCAUUCCUGAAGACAGCCUGGAGUUAGGAGGGUGGGGCCCCUCUGUGACCUCACUGGGACGUGGCCGAGCUCACCUCCUUGUACUUUACCAUUAAAACGGCCAGUGUCUGGUGACACUUAGCCAGGAAUAGGCUGUUAAGUGGGGUGAAGAGGGGCACCUCACUGUAGUGGAGGAAGUGCAGCCUGCCUUCCCAGGGCUUGCCAGGGAUCGGGCUCAUGGGAACCCAGCAAGGGGAGGCCGAUGGGACAGUGCUCUGAUGUACUGAAAUGAGUUGUCACAGGUGAUGUCACCUCCUGGUCCUUGAGACACAGCACUCGGGGAGAGCCCUGGGAGUGGGGCCUCAGCCACCUCUGCUACUCCUCACGCCUCCCUAACGGGCUCCUGGGGGUGAAGAGGUUCUCCCACAGCAGCUCAUGGCUGUCAGAGCAGCCAGACCACUGGGCAACCUCUGCCCAGCAGAGCGGAUAUGGCGUGGCCUGACUGCAGUUUCUGGAACUGUCUCAGGUGUGUGAGGGCUCCUUGCUGAGACAGACAUUAAGUGAACAUAUAUUUAACACAUCAAAGCCCAGAAGACAAAGAAUAUUGGAAAAAUUAACUUAAAGAGUUCACACAUCAUAAUGCAAGUUGUUUUCCAAUCUGAUCUAUGCUCAAAUAAAUACAAUUUUUUUGUUA
Messenger RNA from Odocoileus virginianus texanus, 3855 nucleotides. It is a transcript of the gene SPG7, whose product is annotated as SPG7 matrix AAA peptidase subunit, paraplegin. Gene Ontology annotation, molecular function: ATP binding; metalloendopeptidase activity; ATP hydrolysis activity. The record is from RefSeq and is a predicted model, not a curated record. Gene Ontology annotation, biological process: mitochondrial protein processing. Lineage: Eukaryota; Metazoa; Chordata; Mammalia; Artiodactyla; Cervidae. Gene Ontology annotation, cellular component: m-AAA complex; membrane.